CUCCCGGCCGUCCCGAUGGCCCUGGAGGAGGGAGGCCUAUUCCUAGCACAGGGCGGAGCCCCGGGCACCUCGGGAAAGCCGCCGGGAAGUGAAACUGAAAGCGGCGGGGAGAGGAGCCGUCGGACAGCCAUGGAGGGGCAGCGGCCGUGCGCCUUCCCGCUGCUGGUGCGAGGGGACUGGGGCCCCGCCGAGCCGCCGCCCGCGCUCAGGAAGAAGCUGCUCUGCUACUUCCAGAGCCAGAAGCGCUCGGGCGGCGGCGAGUGCGAGCUGCGGGUCGGGACCGACACCGGGACCGGACACAUCCUCGUCUGCUUCGCCUGCCCCGAGGUCAAGCAACGAGUUCUUGAGAAACAGUCUCAUCAGUUGCAUUUGGGAGGAGAAGAAAAAUUGAGGUUGAUUGUCACAGAGCCUGAAGCGGCACUAGCUACUAAAGAGGAGACACGUGAAGAGAAAUCAGGUCUCACAAAGGCUUUGGAUGCCAUGAGCAGCCUUCAACUAAAAGAUGAUACACAAGGCUUGAAGAAAGCAGUGAGUGUUGCUUCAAACAGUGAACUCCAGGAGGAGAUUGGCUCUGGAGAAGACUCACCUUUGGUGGUAUUUGAGAACAUAGAGAAAUGCAGUCCAAACUGCUUACAGAUGCUGUUGGAGAACAUCAGUGGCCUGACUGUAGAUGCUGACUUUACUGUUGAACUGAUACCUGAAAUAAAUGCUGCUGUUGCUACCUUUAUAAAAAGCAUUGAUACUAAGGAAUUUAUCGAAAAAUGUUCACAACACAAAAGAGUCAGAGAAUUCCAAAUCACUGCCAGGCUCCUUGAGCCAACACAGACCAUCAAGGUUGAAAACCUACCAGACAACAUUUCCAUAGAUUACCUCACGGUGUACUUUGAGAGCUCACGGAAUGGAGGGGCACCCGUGUCAGAUGUCCGGCUCUUCCCCGAGGAGAACUCGGCCAUCAUUACUUUCUGUGACCACAAAGAUCUCACCACGGUCUUGGAAAAGCGACAUUUACUGGAACAGACGCGGAUUUCUGUGCAUCCAUAUUACCACUCCCUGGGAACAGCCCUCUAUGGAGAAGAAAGACCAGCUGUCAAGAUGCCAGAUCCCAUUGAGGUGCCACUAGACCCAUAUGUAUGGCAGUUUUUACAAAAGCAUGCCGAUCUGACCCAAAACAUAAACCAGGAAAUGGCAGUUUGCCAUUCUGAGCUCAUAUGGCCCCAAGCAGACUGUGCAAACCCAGAAGUUAUGUUGUGCCCAUCCCCAUCUCUCUGCACGCAGAAAAAGCCAAUGAUUAAGUUGCUCAAGACAUGGCAGCAAGAUGCUUCCACUGAGUUCUCACGUAUCAUGUCACGUUACAUAUCUAUAAAAUGUGAAGUCAAUUCAUCAGGUUGGGAAGAUGUGAAAAAAAGACUGUCAGAAGAUGGUGGUCUGAUCAUAACUGAUAUUUCUGAGGAGAUGGUGGUGAUUGCAGGCAGCAGAGCAGCAGUGGACAGUGCAGAGAAAGAAGUGAGGGAAUGCAUGAAGCAAAGUGAAAGGGAAAAACAGAGCAUAGAAAUUUCUGUGUCAGUGAUCCCAGGGAAGUAUGCUGUGCUGCACAAUGCUGGGUUAGAAGAGAAUAUACAGAAGGAAUAUCCAUGCCUGAAGGUCUUUUACGAUGACAAAAAAAAGACUGUUCAGUUGUGUGGAUUACCUGCAGAAGUGUAUAAAAUCAAAGCUGACUUAUUGGAAAAGGUAUUGAGUAUGCCAUGUACAUCAGUUACCAUUGACCCCCAUGUUUUCCACUAUCUCCGGUCUGUAGAUAAUAAACAUACGUCAGAUGUGUUGUUCAUUAAGGAAAAUAUUAAUACUUUUUAUGAACUUCAGGAUGAUACUGUGUUGCUGUAUGGAGAUGCUCCCAAAGAUCUUCUAGAAGCGGAAAAGCAAAUAAAAACAGGUUUAGAAUACAAGUACAUCAGUGUGGGGGAUGGUGAAGUCUUUAAAAAGGAUGAGUGGAAGAGUCUUCUUUUCUCCUCUCUGAACACAUAUAGUUCUUCCCAGGAAGUUGUCAUCUCUUGGCAGUCUGUUGGAAAAGAAAAUAAAAUGAUUAUUGCUGGCUUUUCUAAGGCUGUAACAGAGGUCUAUCAGAGACUUAAUGAUUUUAUAGAUAGAAACACACCCAUUGAAAAAGUAAUCCCAGUUAAUUCAGUGGUGAUAGUGCAGUUUGUAGAGAAUGUGAAGUCUGGUGUUUGUGGAGAAUUGAAGAAGAAAGGUGUGACAGUACGUUUUGACACCAAGACACCAUGUAUUUCCCUGAGGGGACCAAGAGAAGAAGUGCCAGAAGCAUUCAUCAUGUUGGAAAAAAUGGUCUCCUCCCUUUACUCAAAAAAUGUGCUAAUUGAUAAACCAGGCACAAAGGAGGUCUUCACUGAGAGGAAAGAUUUUUGUACUUCAGAAGCAAAGCAGAAAUUCAGCUGUUUCAUUAGGAUGAAGGAAGAAGAAGAAGAAGAACGGAAGGGCAGAAAAACUGGUGAUAAAGUGGAAAGAAAGGUCUACUAUGAAAAAAAGCUGCCAGGAGGAAUUGUGGUAGGAGUGUAUAAAGGUGACUUGUGUGACUACCCUGUUGAUGUUGUAGUGAAUGCAUCUAAUGAAAAACUAAAACACAUUGGUGGCCUUGCUGAAGCCCUGUCAAGAGCAGCUGGCCCAGCACUGCAGCAGGAGUGUGAUGAGCUGAUGAGGAAGCUCAAGAAUUUGCAUCCCGGCUGCGCAGUGAUCACACGUGCCGGGAAACUGCCCUGCAAGAAUGUCAUUCACGCUGUUGGGCCCAGGUGGGAUGUGAAGGAAUCACAAAGGUGCAUGUUGUUGUUAAAAAAGACAGUGAAAAAAUGCCUACAACUAGCUGAAAUAUACAAUCAUUGUUCCAUUGCUCUGCCUGUUAUAAGUGGAGGGAUUUAUGGCUUUCCACCACAGAUGUAUGCAGUUUUUAUUGUGUCCUCCAUCAAGGAGAUCUUGGAAGAAUUCAUGGAGGACAGCAACUUGAAGGAGGUCCAUCUUGUUUGUAAUUCAGAAGAAACAGUUCACACUCUGAGUGAGACAGUAAAAAAAGUAUUUUCAGCUAAUACAUUCUCCACAAAACAGCCGAUGCUGAAAAAAAGCCAGAAGGAGAAUAGAAAAGGGGAUCUGAAGAUGGUUACAACAAAUGAAGGGCUUUGCAUCCGAGUGGAGAAGAAAAAUAUUCAGAAAGCCAUGACGGAUGUUCUGGUCAACAGUGUUGGCACAGAUCUGCAGUUUGGUGUGGGGCCUCUUUGCAAAGCCCUGCUGGAAAAGGCUGGACCAGCUCUUCAAGAUGAGUUUGACACGGAAAAACAAAAUCAGGUUGCUGGUGCUGGGAGUGUGCUCUGCACCAGUGGAUGUGCUAUGGCCUGCAAGUCCAUCUUUCAUGUCAUACUACCCAAGUGGAAUGGAGGACAGACAGAGAAGGUUCUAGAAGAUGUAAUUGAUUUGUGCUUGAAGAAAACUGAAGAACUUGGACUGAAAUCGAUCGCUUUCCCAGCUAUUGGGACUGGAGGAUUUGGAUUUCCUAAAAUCAUUGUUUCUAAGUUAAUGUUUGAUGUGGUAUUCAGGUUCAGUAGUAGUCACACUCGGAAGAAUCUCCAGGAAGUUCAUUUUUUCUUGAAUCCACAAGAUACUGAUAACAUUCAGGCUUUUACCACUGAGCUAGAACUUAGGGCAGGUGGAAGUUGCAGUGCUGCAGCAGCACAGCCAAUUAUUUCAGAAUCAUGUGAGAAACUGGACACAGAGAAGGCAACCUCUAGGAAUUCUCCUAUAGUAGUAACUACUGCCUUUGGGGAGGAAAUAGAAGAUGAGAUUUUGGAAAUGUACUUUGAAAAUAAAAAGAAGUCUGGUGGGGGGGUCAUCAAGUCCUUUGUCAAAAAAGAUCAGCAAGUGAUCAUCACCUUUCAGGAUGAGCAAGAUGCCCAAGAAGUUUUGCAAAGAAAACAUCUCUUGGGUAAAAUUGAUCUGGUUGUGAAGCCGUGGCAAAUGGAGACUUCCCAGGAGUCAUGCCAAGUGGAGAACUCUGAAGGCUCCCUGCUUCCCACCGCAGUUGUGCUGGAAAAUGUGAAGGAGACAACAACAGAUUGCAUGUUAAUUUUGCUGGUAGAGAAUGUGAGCGGAUUAUCAGAGGAUGACGGUGACUUCAGUGUGGAAAUGAUACCUGAGUUAUGUGCUGCUGUAGUUACUUUUACUAGAAAUAUUGAUGCAGAGGAAUUUGCUGAAAAGAUUAAUCAAAACCACAGAGCAAGGAAACAAAACAUCACUGCACGGUGCCUUGAGCAAACAAAAUGUGUUCGGGCUGAAAAUAUACCAUCCAACACCCCCAGUGACUAUAUAACCGUCUACUUUGAAAAUGAGAAAUACGGAGGUGCACAAAGGGUGGAUGUUCAACAGCUGCCUGAUGAAGAAGCAGCUAUCAUUACAUUUGGUAACCAAAAAGAUGUAGCAAAUAUCCUGGCAAAGAAGCACUCACUCAACAAAACACCAAUCUUUGUCUAUCCUUACUACACCUCACUGGAAACGGCUCUAUAUGGAAAGGAAGGGCCACAGAUAAAGAAGCCAGAUCCAAUUACCUUGCCUCUGGAUCCCUAUAUCUGGAAUUAUUUGCAAGGAAAUAGUAGCUUAAUUGAGGCAAUAGAUCAUGAAAUGGCAAAGUGUAAUUGUGUGCCAAUGUGGCCUGAUGCUCCCUGUGCAGAUCCAAAAAUUACUUUGCAUCCUUCAGCUAUUUUUUCAGAGCGAAAGAGAUCAGUAUCUCAAUUGGCCAAGGCAUGGAAAGAAAAAGUUUCCACAGCAUUUUCACACAGCAUAUCAAAAUACAAAGCACUUCCUUGUCAAGUAAGCACAGAGGUGUGGGAAGCCAUUAGUAACAACUUUCCCCAUGAUGAAGUUCUGAUGAUUCCACAUAUUUCCAAGGAUUUACAUGUUCUAGUAGGGGAAAAAGAAGUUGUGAAGGAGGUUGAACAGGAGCUGAAGCUUCUGAUUGAAAAGGCCACCAGAGAAAUUGAAAGAAAAAAACAAAGAACUGAACUGAAAGUCGAGACAGUGAGUCCAGGGGAAUAUGGAAUUUUACAGGUAACUGGUCUUGAAGAAAAAUUUCGUACAGAGUUCCCAGACUUGAAAAUAACGUAUGAUUAUUUUCAGAAGAGCAUUAACCUAUCUGGACUGCCUGAGGAAGUUUAUAAAGUAAAAGGAGAAAUUCUUGAUUAUGUACACAAAAUGGUAAAGAAAACAGUUAAUAUCCACCCUUACAUUUUUCAGUUUUUAGAGCAUAUUGAUAAUGAAACUCUGUCACAGAGCCUGUUUAUAUCAAAACAAAUUUGUGCCUUUUAUGAGCUUGGUGUAGGAGAGAUCAUCCUGAAAGGGAGUGCUCCUGAAGAUCUUCUAAAAGCAGAGGAAGAAAUAAAGAAAGAACUGGACCACAAAAGUAUUACUUUGGAGGAUGAGUCAGUCCUCCUGAAGGAGGAAUGGCAGAUGCUAGCCAAGGAAAACUGCUGUAAUGUAGCAAUCACUCAGGCAGAGACUCAGAUCAUGAUUACUGGUUUUUCUGAAGCAGUAGCAAAAGCCUUUGAGGAACUUUCCAACUUUAUAGAUGAAAACACGCAGGUGCAAAGGGUCAUUGAAGGAAAACCGAUGGCAGUCAUGAAGUUUUUUGAGAAAGAGAAGGUCGAUGACUGGGCUGCCUUAGAAAAAAAAUGCGUGAAAGUUGACUUUAGCACGCAGAAAAACUGUGGAGUUAUAUCCUUGAGUGGGCCGAAGACGAAAGUGUUGGAGGGAGUCAGCUUAGUUGAGGGAAUUCUGUCUGGCCUGCAUUUUAAGCGUAUGGUAAUUGACUUGCCAGGAGCUAAGGCAUAUAUAAAAGAGCAAGCACACCUUUUGGCCCCCCAUGUAAAACAUGUGUUCAAGUGUUUAGUCCUACUGGAAGAGCAGCCAGAAGAGCAGCUGGAAGGACAGAAAGAACGUAGUAGCAGAGGCAAGCUCUAUAUGCAGGUGACCAUGGGUGAAACUGUAAUAGCACUUUAUAAAGGUGACUUGUGCACUCACCCUGUUGAUGUUGUGGUGAACGCAUCUAAUGAAGACCUAAAACACAUUGGUGGCCUUGCUGACGCCCUGUCAAGAGCAGCUGGCCCAGCACUGCAAGAGGAAUGCGAUGAGCUGGUGAGGAAGCUCGGGAAUUUGCACCCUGGUGACGCAGUGAUCACACGUGCCGGGAAACUGCCCUGCAAGAACGUCAUUCACGCUGUUGGGCCCAGGUGGAGCAAGGAGAAAUCAGAAAUGUGCAUGAACUUGUUGAGGAAGACAGUGAAAAAUUGUUUAAAAGUAGCUGAAACACACAAGCAUCGUUCCAUUGCUCUGCCUGCUAUAAGUGGAGGGAUUUUUGGCUUCCCACUGAAACUGUGUACUUAUUUGAUUGUAUCCUCCAUCAAGGAGACCUUGGAACAAUCCAAGGGGAACAGCAGCUUGAAGGAGGUUCAUCUUGUGGGUUUUGCACAGGAUAACAUUGAGGCUUUCAGCAAGGCAUUUAGACAAGUGUUUUCAGAUUCUUCACCUUUCUACAAGUCACUGCAUCAUAUCAGUACAGUUCCUCAACCUAGGCAGAGGAAAGCUUUUCAGCAUAUUAAGAACUUCCCUUUCAUAACAACUCAGGAAGGCCUUAACAUCAUGCUGCAAACAGGAAGCAUUGAAGAUGCUACAACAUCCAUUGUUGUUGUCAGUGUUGGCAAAGAUCUCCAGCUUGACAAAGGGCCUCUUGGUAAAGCUUUGCUAAGCAAGGCAGGGCCAAUGCUUCAGACAGAAUUAAAAAAAGAAGGUGGAGGAAGAACACCUGAGGAAGGAUCUGUGUUGAAAACUAAAGGUUACAAUCUGGCUUGCAGUGUUGUGCUUCAUGCUGUGGUACCUAUGUGGUCCCAGAAAAACAGUCCUUCAAAGGUCUUGGGUGACAUAAUCACAAAAUGCCUGGAGAUUGCUGAAGAACUGUCUUUGAAAUCAAUCACUUUCCCAGCAAUUGGUACAGGGAAUUUAGAAUUUCCAAGAUCUGUUGUUGCUAAAUUGUUGUUUGACAAAGUGUUUGAAUUCAGUGGUAAAAACAGAGUCAAUUCUCUUGAAGAAGUUUACUUUCUGUUGCACACAAAAGACACAGCUAAUAUUCAGGAAUUUUCAGAUGAAUUUGAAAACAGGUCUGUAGCUGUUAAAGUGCAGAAGCCUUCUCCAAAUGACGCUAGCCAAAGCACAGCUUUUUCUGCUAUUUCUUCAGCCUCAGCACACAAUGAGCCUGAAAUGACAAUUGGCUCCAUUGUGUUCCGGGUGGCAGAAGGUGAUAUUACCAAGGAGGAGGGAGAUGCCAUUGUAAACAUAACAAACCAAACCUUCAACCUUAAAACAGGUGUCUCCAGAGCAAUCCUGAGUGGUGCUGGAAAAGCAGUUGAAAAUGAAUGUGGUAUACUAGCCCAGCAAACUGGCAACAACUAUAUCAUCACCCAUUCAGGAAAUCUGCCAUGCAAAAAAAUAAUUCAUUUUGUUUACCGAGAUGAUAUCAGGUCCCUGGUUUCCCAGGUGCUCCAGGAGUGUGAACUGCGGCAGUAUACCUCUGUCACCUUCCCAGCAAUUGGAACAGGAGAGGCACGCCGCAAUCCAGCUGAGGCAGCUGACAACAUGAUAGAUGCAGUAAUUGACUUUGCAAAAAGGAAUACGGCUACAUCUGUGAAAAUGAUUAAAGUUGUCAUCUUUCAGCCACAUCUGAUGAGUGUGUUCCAAGCAAGCAUGCAGAAAAGAGAAAAGUCUACUGCAACACGAAUCAAAUCGUUGGUUUCCAAGGCAUAUCACAUGGGUAGAUCACUCUGGAGCUCUGAGAAACAUUCCCCAAAGGCAAAAACCAAAGUGGUUUUGGAAAAGAAAAUUGAUCUGGCUGUUGUGCAGAUUUGUGGUGAAAAUGAAAAAGAAGUGGAAGAAGCUGAAAAGUGGCUGAGAAGUGCAAUUUCAAGAGAACAAUCUCAAACAGAAAUUGUAGAUGAAUCUAUCUCUCAUUUUGGUGAAGAAGAGAGUGAAGAACUAGAUGACCUACAAAAGAAAUUAAAAAUUGUUCUUGACUUGAAGAGUACCUCUAUUGAAAUUUCAGGGGUUACAAAAGAUGUCUGCCUGGCUUCUUUAGCUGUUCAAAAAAUGAUCCUCAGGGUAAAAGCUGCUAAAGAGGUCCAGGCAAAACUUUUACAAGAUUCAGUUGAAUGGAAAUAUUUUGAAAAAGAUUCUUAUGUGCCCUUCAACAGUCUCACAAAUGCAGAGUUGGAAAAUGCUUACAAGGGAAAGCGGAAAACUACUGAAGUCACCAUUGGUGAGCAAAUAUACGCAGUGGAUAUGGAACGUAAGACUGCUGUGGAUACCCAAGGAAGACAGAUAUCCAUUAUACGGAUUGACAAAUCUGAAGAUCAAAAGUCAACAGUGCUCCCUCAGAUGUGGGACCAUAUGGAAAAUGAGCGACUCAAAAUAGUGGAACUAAAACCAGACUCAACAGAGUAUAAAGAUGUGCAAGAAAGGUUUCUGCAGACCUGUCAGUUAUUCAAAAUUGAAAAGAUUGAGAGGGUACAGAACCUAUAUCUCUGGAAAAACUACCAAAUAAAAAAGUGUGAAAUGGAUAAAAAAAACGGUGGCAGAAAUAAUGAGAGGCUUCUGUUUCAUGGGACGAGUCAGGAGUCAUUAAUCUUUAUUAACAACCAUGGAUUUAACCGGAGCUUUGCUGGAAUGCAUGCUGCAAACUUCGGAAACGGAACAUACUUUGCUGUUAACGCCAGCUAUUCUGCCAACGACCUUUACUCCAGACCAGAUGUGAAUGGGAGGAAGUACAUGUACUUGGCCCGAGUCCUUGUCGGAGAAUAUUCUCUGGGGAAAAAAGGAUCAAUUACUCCAGCACAAAAAAAUAUGAGCAACUCUGUAGAUCUGUUUGAUAGCUCAACAGAUAACAUGCGCCAGCCAUCCAUGUUCAUUAUUUUUAAUGAUAUUCAAGCUUACCCAGAAUACCUUAUCACUUUCACUAAGUAAGUGUUUCGAUUGCAGCCACAACUGCAUGUCUUUCAGCCUUUAUGGAGUUUUAGGAUGGAAACACCUGUAACAAAACACACAACAAAAAUAAUAAGGAAUUGUGUCAAAUUAAAUAGUCUUGAUUUAAACAAUCUCUGGCAAUUUCUGAUCCCCCUGAAGCUUGUUUACACUUGGAGCAGCUGAACGUAUUAACACUCAAGCACAAUAUUGUACUGCAAUCCUCUUUUAGAUUCUAUAGAGAGCCUUUGUACUGUAUCAGCCUUUCCACACAGCCUUAGGGCCUUCCUAAUUGCUGGUGGGGAAUUGGAAGGGAUAAUGCAGCCAUGGACUGUUCAGUGUGGCAUUUCUGAUGCCUUCUUACACUCUGUGACAAUCUCAUAACGAAUUAUGUUAGAGCAGUUUUCAAUAAAUCAAACAGUUGUACUUAA
Molecule: messenger RNA, 9485 nt
Organism: Cyanistes caeruleus (blue tit)
Lineage: Eukaryota; Metazoa; Chordata; Aves; Passeriformes; Paridae
Source: RefSeq, a predicted model, not a curated record